AUAAAUUUUGCCAAACACACAAGUAGUGCGUGUACAAUAUACACAUCACGCGGUAUUUGAAGAUGUCGUUCUUGUCUAACGCCUUAGAUAGUUCCAUUUCUUUGAAAUAGUGUAACUUAGUGGCUGUGAUUGUGUGGAUUAUUAUGUACCUGACUAAGUUUAUUAAAGUUUAAUUUAUUAAAUAAGUUAAAAAUGGACUUCAUUAUUGGAGGUCUAGCUGGUGCCGGUGCAACUAUUUUCACCAAUCCAAUGGACGUGGUGAAGACGCGUCUGCAGUUGCAGGGCGAACUGCGUGCGCGCAGCGAACACAGCACACGCUACAGAGGUAUCUUCCACGCACUAUACGUCAUCGCGAAAGCGGACGGAGCCCUCGCAUUGCAGAAGGGACUCGCGCCGGCCAUGCUCCUGGGAUUCAGUAUGAAUUCUGUAAGGCUUGGCAUGUACCACAUAGCUGAAGUACAAGGAUGGACAAAAAUAGAUGGAGAUGUUAGCUUACACAAGACAUUGUUUUGGUCAAGUGCGAGUGGUGUUAUGAGUGGCCUAGCCGCAAAUCCUGCAUCUGUUGUAAAGACUAGGAUGCAAGCUGCCGCACACCCUAGCAUAGCUGUAGGAAGACAACAUGUUUAUGAUGGAAUGAUGGAUGGAUUCGCCAAAAUAUAUAAGUUUGAGGGUUUGCGGGGAUUUUUUGCUGGAGUCAACGCAACUUGUAUGAGACUAGCCAUAGGAAGCGCGGCACAACUAACAACAUUUUCGACUGCAAAAGAAACACUACUCCACAAUGGGAUAUGUGAGCGAUCACCGCUGGGGCUCGCAUUUGCCGCGAGCUGCCUUAGCGGUUUCAUGGUUGCUUUGGCAAUUUGCCCCUUCGAUGUGGUCGCAGUACGACUCUACAAUCAGGGCUCCUCGUCAAAAGGUGAAGUUUUAUACAAAGGUGUUAUUGACUGUCUAACUAAAACUUAUAAAACAGAAGGACUGCAUGGUCUCUACAAGGGAAUAGGACCACUUUACCUCAGGAUAGCGCCUCACACGACGUUGUCGCUAGUCAUAUGGGACAUGUUGAACAUAUUAUUCGAUAAUAAAAGAAAUUCUUAAAA
Aricia agestis (brown argus) is the source of this 1094-nucleotide messenger RNA. RefSeq names its product solute carrier family 25 member 35-like. The record is from RefSeq and is a predicted model, not a curated record. The transcript is spliced from 6 exons. Bases 193 to 1092 code for a protein of 299 amino acids. Lineage: Eukaryota; Metazoa; Arthropoda; Insecta; Lepidoptera; Lycaenidae.